Messenger RNA from Ilex paraguariensis (yerba mate), 618 nucleotides. Lineage: Eukaryota; Viridiplantae; Streptophyta; Magnoliopsida; Aquifoliales; Aquifoliaceae. The record is from the annotation of a GenBank genome assembly.
AUGGCCGCCUCGUUGGUCUCUUCAACCCUAACUCCCUCAUCUGCCCCUCCAUUCCCUCCCAAACCCCACAACCAUUUUCUCUCUCCUCGUAGUUUUAUGGCUUUUUCUAGAGAAGCCAAAACCUGGCACCACCAAAAGAGAAACAUAGGCUUAUCCAUCAAAGCGCAAACUCUGGACUUCUCGGGAACGUUCUUUGAAGGAGGAGGAUUCGGAGUAGACGAUGACCCACCAACCACAGCCGGGUCGGUCAUUUCGGCUGUUGAAGACAAAGAGGAGCCUCAGUGCCCACCUGGCCUUCGACAAUAUGAAACCAUGGCCGUCUUCAGGCCCGACAUGUCCGAAGACGAAAGACUUACUGUUACCCAGAAGUAUGAAGAGUUGCUUGUUGCUGGGGGUGGCAUGUAUGUGGAGGUGUUCAAUCGAGGGGUCAUUCCGCUUGCCUACAGCAUCAAGAAGAGGAACAAAGCAGGUGAGACCAAUACUUAUUUAGAUGGCAUCUACCUAUUGUUCACUUACUUUACCAAACCUGAAUCCAUGGAAGUUCUCGAGGCAACACUGACAGUGGAUGAUAAUGUUAUUCGAUCAUCGAGUUUCAAAAUAAGGAAAAGGAAGUACUAA